Molecule: messenger RNA, 511 nt
Organism: Culex quinquefasciatus (southern house mosquito)
Lineage: Eukaryota; Metazoa; Arthropoda; Insecta; Diptera; Culicidae
Product: cuticle protein 19-like
Exons: 2
Coding region: 59-460 (133 amino acids)
Cellular component (GO): extracellular matrix
Source: RefSeq, a predicted model, not a curated record
AAAGUUAGUCACCAGUCUAGUACUAGUUAGUCGAACGGUAAAGUCGCAUUUGAGCACAAUGUUUAAGAUCACCAUCAUUUUUGCCGCCGUCGCAGUUUUGGCCAUCAGUGCCGAAUACGACGAUCCCAAGGAUUACCAUUCCCACCCCAAGUACAAGUUCGAGUACGGAGUUAAAGACUCCAAAACGGGAGACAACAAGGAUCAGUGGGAGCAUCGCGAUGGAGACGUGGUCAAGGGACAGUACAGCUUUUACGAGGCCGAUGGAACUAAGCGGAUUGUGGAGUACAGCUCGGACAAGCACCACGGAUUCCAGGCUCACGUGAAGCGAGUGGGUCAUGCGUCGCAUCCUCAGGUCUAUGGACACCACGAGGAGGGAGGUCAUCACUUUGGGGGUGGUGAGGAACACCACGGUCACGGACAUGCCGAAAGCUACGCCAAUUUGUACCAGCACCAUCAUUAAAGACUGAGAAGAGAAAUGUGAUAUUAACGGUUAAGAAUAAACUAUGAAAUG